UCCUGCAAGCUGGUGGAGGCACUGGGCAACCGCUGCAACUUCGGUCGUGUCGCGACCCUGGCCAUCUACCAAGCCAUCAACCUCCCAAUCCAUGUAUUGGGUGUUGCGACCAAAAUUCUGUGUGCCUGCAUCGACGUUUACACCGCCAGCACGUGCUUGCUCAGAUUCGCUCCGUUUUGCGGACCGGUCCACUCGUUGAUGGGAAAGGUCUGGGGCAUCAAUGAUUCGGUUUGGGAGGCCACAAAGGUACACUAUUCAGCUAUUUUUUCUAUAGACUAGUACGGGGGGAUCCGUGUAGCUUUUCUUUUGUGAUUAAUUGCGUCGCGCCGGAUCAGGAGGCUUUCCCAUGAUUUCCUUCCCUUUACACAAAACAGGCCGUCACCAGCAAAUGCAAGGUUAUUGGCAGCCCGUUAGUGGCCAGCCCGCCAUAG
Molecule: messenger RNA, 431 nt
Organism: Amoebophrya sp. A120
Lineage: Eukaryota; Dinophyceae; Syndiniales; Amoebophryaceae
Source: the annotation of a GenBank genome assembly